GGAUCACAUACUAGAAAGAGCACCCGAACCGAAAGAACCAAUUAAAUCGGGUCUCUUCUUUUCUCUGCUCUAAACAAGUCAGCUCUCAACAACUGUCCUUCUUAACAAUGGCUGCAUCUUCACACUCCUUAGCUUCUUCUGCUUUCUUCUCCACUAUAACUCCACCACGCAAAUUUUCUCUAACUCCUCGAUUUCCACUUCCUAAAUCUUCACUUUGCCGGAAAAUAGUCUCUAAUUAUGACUCUACCGUUGACCAGUCAAACUCCGGAAAGAAGCUUCUAGAUAGUAUUUUUGUGGCAUGCACUUCAGUUGCGUUGUCGUUUUCUCUAUUUUUGGCUGAUGUUGACUCUGCUUCGGCUUUUGUAGUCACUACACCAAGGAAAUUGCAGACCGAUGAACUUGCUACUGUUCGCCUAUUUCAGGAGAAUACACCUUCUGUUGUGUACAUUACUAAUCUCGCUUCCAGGCAGGAUAUGUUCACACUGGAUAUAUUUGAGGUGCCUCAAGGGUCGGGGUCAGGCUUCGUCUGGGAUAAAGACGGUCACAUUGUCACUAAUUAUCAUGUGAUUCGAGGUGCCUCUGAUCUCAGAGUGACUCUUGCUGACCAAACUACUUAUGAUGCAAAAGUUGUUGGAUUUGACCAAGAUAAAGAUGUUGCUGUGUUGCUUGUUGAUGCACCAAAAGACAAGAUGCGACCUAUACCAAUUGGGGUAUCCGCUGACUUGCUCGUCGGUCAAAAAGUAUUUGCUAUUGGAAAUCCUUUUGGACUUGAUCAUACACUCACCACUGGUGUUAUCAGUGGCCUUAGGAGAGAAAUCAAUUCUGCAGCUACUGGCCGUCCAAUCCAGGAUGUUAUUCAGACAGAUGCAGCAAUCAAUCCUGGUAACAGUGGAGGGCCACUUCUAGAUAGUUCUGGAAACCUUAUUGGAAUAAAUACUGCUAUAUAUUCUCCUUCUGGUGCAUCAUCGGGUGUUGGAUUUUCGAUCCCAGUUGAUACUGUUAGUGGCAUUGUUGAUCAGUUGGUAAAGUUUGGGAAAGUCACAAGGCCAAUUUUGGGCAUAAAGUUUGCACCCGAUCAGUCCGUUGAGCAACUGGGAGUCAGUGGAGUACUUGUCUUGGAUGCUCCUCCAAACGGUCCAGCAGGCAAAGCAGGUCUUCUACCUACUAAACGUGAUUCCUAUGGGAGACUUAUUUUAGGUGAUAUAAUUACAUCUAUAAAUGGAAAGAAGGUCACUAAUGGCACUGACUUGUACAGAAUUCUUGACCAGUGCAAAGUGGGAGAAAAGGUGACCGUGGAAGUGCUGCGUGGGGAUCACAAAGAGAAGAUCCCUGUACUUCUGGAACCAAAGCCUGAAGAAACCUAGUGCCUCAGUGGAUAAUAGUAUGUGUUGAUAUCAUGAUAUGCAUAUCUUGGCGAACAUGCCCAUACUAUUAUUGUGUAUCAAUUGUUUCACAAUAUUGAAUGGUGUAUAUAUAAAAACUCCACUUAAACUA
This is a messenger RNA of Lycium ferocissimum, 1494 nucleotides long. RefSeq names its product protease Do-like 1, chloroplastic. Gene Ontology annotation, molecular function: serine-type endopeptidase activity; protein binding. The record is from RefSeq and is a predicted model, not a curated record. Gene Ontology annotation, biological process: proteolysis. The transcript has 8 exons. The coding region runs from base 108 to 1364 and encodes 418 amino acids. NCBI's taxonomy places the organism in Eukaryota, Viridiplantae, Streptophyta, Magnoliopsida, Solanales, Solanaceae.